Messenger RNA from Salvelinus fontinalis (brook trout), 4803 nucleotides. RefSeq names its product zinc finger protein 501-like. Gene Ontology annotation, cellular component: nucleus. The record is from RefSeq and is a predicted model, not a curated record. NCBI's taxonomy places the organism in Eukaryota, Metazoa, Chordata, Actinopteri, Salmoniformes, Salmonidae. Gene Ontology annotation, biological process: central nervous system development; regulation of transcription by RNA polymerase II. The coding region runs from base 502 to 1971 and encodes 489 amino acids. The transcript has 3 exons. Gene Ontology annotation, molecular function: DNA-binding transcription factor activity, RNA polymerase II-specific; RNA polymerase II cis-regulatory region sequence-specific DNA binding.
UAUAUGCCUGCUGUGUCGUACAUAAUGUCUAGGACUAGUUUUCAUCGUCUUUGAUCCUCCACUUCCUGUGCUCGGUUUAAAUUUAUCAACAAAAAAAACAUGAUGGUAAAACUUGUUGGGAUUUUUUUUCUUCGUCAAAGUAGCCUACUACUAUAUCAUGUUUAGGAAUCUGUGACUAUCAACUAAUUAUCUCUCCUUCCUCACAGUGUUCAUAGUCCUUCACUGAUUUCGAACACAUUAUCCAUUAUUUGACCAAAUACUCAAGUGGCUGUUCGAACAAAGAAAAUAAAUGUCUUCAAAAAUGGAAGGCAAUCGAUAAAGAGGCAAGAUCAGGUGGGAUCAUUAUAGCCAAUGAGAGGGCAGACAUGCGUAUUUCUACAGCCUCAUGCGUCUAUAUCCCAUUUUCAUUUAUUUAAGGUUAGGCAUAGAGCUAGAAGUGUUGUUAAGGUUAGGGUGAAAAUCACAUUUUAAUAAGAUCAAUUGAAGUAAUGGGCGUGGUUUAUGGCUUUGUUCGCGGACAAAUCUAGCCCGUCCCACUCCACCCUCCCAGAGUCCCCAGGUCGAUCGCCUCCCUGUACUUUACUGUUGGGUCUGGUCAUCUGCAGGAAAACACCAGGGCAGAGUGGAACUGAGAGAGGAGAAGAGGAACAUGGAGAUUUGAUUUCAUUAAGUAAGAACCAUGGGAACAUCCCUAAUCGUUGCUCUCUAAGUGGGAGGGGCUUAUCAUCUGGGGAGCCUCAACAACAUGAUGCUGACAAGAAAGAAAAGAGUCUCUCCAGAUCAGAACACCUCAAGAAACACCAGCAGAGACUUAUAAGGAAGAAACCUCACCACAGCUGCUCUGACUGUGGGAAAAGUUUUGCUAAAGAGAAGGAUUUGAUAAUUCACAAACAGAUUCACACCGGAAAGAAACCGUACCACUGCUCGCAGUUUGGGAAGAGUUUCCCUGCAUCUAAAACCUUAAAAUCUCAUCAGAUAAUUCAUACAGGGGAGAGACCUUACACCUGCUUUGACUGUGGGAAAUACUUAACUCAAUCAGGAGACCUGACUACACACCAGUGCAUACACACAGGAGAGAAGCCUUAUAGCUGUGAUCAGUGUGGGAAGAAUUUCUAUACGUCAGGACACCUGACUACCCACCAACGCAUACACACAGGAGAGAAGCCUUAUAGCUGUGAUCAGUGUGGGAAGAGCUUCAAUAAUUCAGGAAACCUGACGAAACACCAACGCAUACACACAGGAGAGAAGCCUUAUAGCUGUGAUCAGUGUGGGAAGAGCUUCAAUAAUUCAGGAUCCCUGAUUACACACCAACGCAUACACACAGGAGAGAAGCCUUAUAGCUGUGAUCAGUGUGGGAAGAGCUUCAAUCAAUCAGGACACCUGAUUAGACACCAACGCAUACACACAGGAGAGAAGCCUUAUAGCUGUGAUCAGUGUGGGAAGAGCUUCAAUCAUUCAGGACACCUGACUAGACACCAACGCAUACACACAGGAGAGAAGCCUUAUAGCUGUGAUCAGUGUGGGAAGAGCUUCAAUUAUUCAGGAUCCCUGACUAUACACCAACGCAUACACACUGGAGAGAAGCCUUAUAGCUGUGAUCAGUGUGGGAAGAGCUUCAAUUAUUCAGGAGUUCUGACUAUACACCAACGCAUACACACUGGAGAGAAGCCUUAUAGCUGUGAUCAGUGUGGGAAGAGCUUCAAUUAUUCAGGAGCCCUGACUACACACCAACACAUACACACAGGAGAGAAGCCUUAUAGCUGUGAUCAGUGUGGGAAGAGGUUCAAUCGUUCAGGAUACCUGACAUCACACCAGCGAAUACACACAGGAGAGAAGCCUUACUCCUGUCUAUGUGGAAAGAGCUUUGCUCAUUCAGCAUCACUGAAAAAACACCAUAAAUCACAAACAUGUUUUCUUUCAUAUCCAUCCUCUCUGCCACCGGUUCCAGAUCCCUCAAUAAAGUUUAAAUAGAAAACAUAUUGUAAAGAGUCAUCCAUCUCCCAUUCUCAAGUGUCUUGGAGUAGGAGUGCUGUGUGUGUGUGGUGGGGUGGGGGUGUUCAGAGCUGUAUCUUAUUUCAGUAACUCCUAUUAACUCUUACUACCUGUCAGGGCAAGGAGAUUGAGGUUGUAACCUCAUAUAAAUAUCUUGGAAUUCUAAUUGAUGACGGCCUCUCUUUUAAAUUGCAUAUUCAACAACUUACAAAACAAUUGAAGCUGAAAUUGGGUUUUUAUUUUAGGAAUAAGGCCUGUUUUUCUUUUGAAGCCAGAAGGAGGCUAGUAUCAGCUACAUUUAUGCCUUUACUAGACUAUGGGGAUAUUUUAUAUAUGAAUGCUUCCGCUCAGUGUUUGAGAUCAAUUGACACUCUACCAUGGCACUUUGAGAUUUAUUUUAACUUCUACUUAGUACUCAUCCCGGAUCCGGGAGCACCCUCAUCAGUAAAAAAGCUGACUAGCAUAGCCUAGCAUAGCGCCACAAGUAAAUACUAGCAUCUAAAUAUCAUGAAAUCACAAGUCCAAGACACCAGAUGAAAGAUACACAUCUUGUGAAUCCAGCCAUCAUUUCUGAUUUUUAAAAUGUUUUACAGGGAAGACACAAUAUGUAAAUCUAUUAGCUAACCACGAUAGCAAAAGACUCAACUUUUUUCUCUCCACUAUUUUCUUACUCCAUCAGUAGCUAUCACAAAUUCGACCAAAUAAAGAUAUAAAUAGCCACUAACCAAGAAACAACUUCAUCAGAUGACAGUCUGAUAACAUAUUUAUUGUAUAGCAUAUGUUUUGUUCGAAAAAUGUGCAUAUUUCAGGUAUAAAUCACAGUUCUACAUUGCAGCUGCAAUCUGAAAUAGCGUCGAUGCAGGCAGAAUAAUUACAGAGACCAACGUCAAAUACCUAAUUACUCAUCAUAAAACAUUUCUGAAAAAUACACAGCGUACAGCAAAUGAAAGCCCAACAUCUUGUGAAUCCAGCCAAUAUGUCAGAUUUUUUAAGUGUUUUACAGCGAAAACACAAUAUAGCAUUAUAUUAGCUUACCACAAUAGCCAGAAACACAACCGCAUUUACCAGCAGCAAAUGUUAGCGAUCGUGACAAUCCAGCAAAAGAUAUAUAAUUUUUGACUAACCUUGAUAUACUUCAUCAGAUGACAGUCCUGUAACAUCAUAUUACACAAUGCAUAUAGGUUUUGUUCGAAAAUGUGCAUAUUUAGCAGCACAAAUCGUGGUUAUACAAUGUGAUCAGUAGCAACAUUUCAUGCAUUCUGGCCGGCGCCAUCUUGGAGAGGCACCUAAUCUAAUCGAUAAAUAAUCGUAAACUUGACUAAAAAAUACAGGUUGGACAGCAAAUGAAAGAUGCAUUAGUUAUUAAUGCAACCGCUGUGUUAGAUUUUUAAAAUUAACGUUACUAGACAUACAGUGUGCGUUACAGCCAGACCAGUGCCGCAAUAAUGGCGGACAAAUCCUUUUACAUUUUUCCACAUAAAUACGGAAUAACAUCAUAAAUAGCUCUUACUUUUGGACGAGCUUCCAUCAGAAUCUUGGGCAAGUUCUCCUUUGUCCAAAAGAAUCGUUGCUCGGUUGUAAAACGUCCUCUUCAACUUUGGAAUUAGCAGCUAACAAUAGCUAUGUGGCGCAGACAUGCCCAAAUCUUCAAAACGCAAUACUAAGGAAAUUCCGAAAAUAGCAAAAUACUCGCAUAAACUGAUAUAACUCGGUUUAAAAUAACUUCGUUAUGAUUUUUCUAACACCUAUAUCGAAUGAAAUCACAGACGGAUAUAUCUAAGGCCUAUAACAAGAGCUUUUGAGCAUGCCAUCCUGAGGUCCUCCUUUGCGUCUUGACGAACGUCGAAAAGAGCGCACCCCCCAUGCCAUGGCCUUUUAUAAGGUCUGAGAUCUACGUAGAAACUCCAUUCCAAUUCUCAUUGGUUACUGACAUCCAGGGGAAGGCACGUGCAGUUCAUGUCGACCCAUAGGAUACAUACAGAGCUUUAAACUGAUCUGAGAACAGAGCCUCGUUUUCAGACCUUCGCAGUUCCUGUCGUGAAUUUCGCUCCAGAAUGAGUUGUGUUUCACCCACAGACAUAAUUCAAACGGUUUUAGAAACUAGAGAUUGUUUUCUAUCCAAUAGUAAUAAUAAUAUGCAUAUUGUACGAGCAAGAAUUGAGUACGAGGCAGUUUAAUUUGGGAACGAUAAAUGUCCAAGUUGAAACAGCACCCCCUGUAGUGACAAGAUUAAACUGCAAAACCCUUAUGCACCACUGCACUUUGUAUACCAGGGUUGGCUGGCCUUCUCUAGUCACUCGUAGGCUCAGUCACGGGUAUACUUUUAUUUACAAAGCCAUUUUGGGUUUACUACCUUUUUAUUUGGGCAUUUUUAUUGUUCAGAAAUGUGGUGGGUACUCUCUUCGUUCGCUAGACUUUAUCCUGCUAACUGUUCCAAAUGUCCGAACUGAAUUUGGUAAAAGGUCUUUUAUGUACUCUGCGCCAUCGUCUUGGAACACCUUACAAAAUCAUUUUAAACUGGAAGAACUUGUCCCGAUUGGUGUUUUUAAAUCACUGAUGAAGGAUUUUGAGGCUGAUUCCCUGACCUGUCAAUGUUUUUAAUUUGCUGUUUUUGAUAUUGUUAUACUCUUGUGAAUUCAAUGGUUUUUACUAGAUUACUUGUAGUUUUUCAUGUUGUCUGUCUGUAAUUUUUGUAAUGACUUGGUGCUGCCUAUCUUGGCCAGGACGCUCUUGAAAAAGAGAUUUUAAAUCUCAAUGAGCCCUUCCUGGUUAAAUAAAGGUUAAAUAAAAUAAAAAAUAUCCAUUAAAUAA